Populus nigra (black poplar) is the source of this 1258-nucleotide messenger RNA. Its product is annotated as abscisic acid receptor PYL8-like. Gene Ontology annotation, cellular component: nucleus; cytoplasm. The transcript has 4 exons. The record is from RefSeq and is a predicted model, not a curated record. Gene Ontology annotation, biological process: abscisic acid-activated signaling pathway. Bases 162 to 737 code for a protein of 191 amino acids. Gene Ontology annotation, molecular function: abscisic acid binding; protein phosphatase inhibitor activity; signaling receptor activity. NCBI's taxonomy places the organism in Eukaryota, Viridiplantae, Streptophyta, Magnoliopsida, Malpighiales, Salicaceae.
UUUUAGGUAGGUGAUGAUAUCAUAUGAUAAGAAAGGAUUUGAGGUUAUUUCUUCUCACACACAACACCAUAAACUUCGUUACAAUUCUCACCGGCCGGUGACUGGAGAAGACUUCCGGCGAAAUAGAGAAGUAAUUCUUGCAGAGGAAAAAGAGAGAGAAAAUGAAUGAAAAUAGUAAUGGAAGAGGAGGGAUAGGAAGUGUUGAGAGUGAAUAUAUAAGAAGACAUCACAAACAUGGUGAUCUUGCUGACCAUCAGUGUAGUUCUGCUCUUGUCAAGCACAUCAAAGCUCCAGUUCAUCUUGUUUGGUCAUUGGUGAGGAGAUUUGAUCAACCACAGAAGUACAAGCCUUUCAUCAGCAGGUGUGUUGUGCUGGGAAAUCUUGAGAUUGGGAGUCUUAGAGAAGUAGAUGUUAGGUCAGGGCUUCCUGCCACCACAAGCACUGAAAGAUUGGAACUUCUGGAUGAUGAUGAACAUAUCUUCAGCAUCAGGAUAGUUGGCGGGGAUCACAGACUUAAGAACUAUUCUUCAGUCAUUUCCCUCCAUCCAGAGAUCAUUGAUGGACGGCCAGGGACCCUGGUGAUUGAGUCUUUCGUGGUGGAUGUGCCCGAUGGGAAUACGAAGGACGAGACAUGCUACUUUGUUGAAGCUUUAAUCAAGUGCAAUCUCAAAUCACUAGCUGAUGUUUCAGAGAGCCAUGCAGUGCAGGACCGAACUGAGCCCAUUGAGUGUAUGUAAAAAGAUUCCAGACCAGAGUUGUGGUGGAGGCUACAGUUGUGAAGGAUGAAGCUACCGGGGCAUUUGUAUCUAGGAGGCUCUAGAGACCGACUGGCAGCAGUAGUAUUUUCUUCCAUCUUUCAGACACUCUUGCACUCUCUUUCUUUGUAAUUGUUGUGUCCUCUCUUUCAUUGUUAAAUCUACAUGCUGAAUAUCUUCAGUAGCUCAUGAACCACACACUCUUACAAGUUACUCAUGCUUGUUAAUGAAAAUGGACAGAAAAAAGAAGAAGAAAGACCAGGCUCACUUUCUUGAUGAUAUAGAGGGUUUUGGUCAUGGUGCCUUACUGCAUGUUUGUAUAAAUUGAUGCUGGUAAGGGUCGGCAUUUCAUGUUUUUGCUUUUUACCUUGUGUUUAGGUGCAAAAUACGCUAGAAGUUUGGUAAAAUGAACAUCCAGAACAGCUGUAAUUUAAGACAGAGAGGAUGUGAUGUCUUUUUCCUAGUAAUUUCAAUUACAAUUUACAGGUUUUGUUACAGUUAAA